UGACCCCUUAACGCGUUAACGAAGGAAGAUAGCUGUGAGCCUGUGAGCUGGCCGACUCCGAGUUCUGUCGAUCGCGAUCUUCUUGUGAUUCCUGACGCUGCUGUGCUUCCUCCUUUCGUUGUUCUUCGAUUUUUGUGCCGCCGGUAAGGCUACUCGAUACCUGUGAUUGUUAUCGAGGUGCAGCGGCCAUCUAGGGUUUUGUUCCUGAUCUGAUUGAUUGCUGUUCUCCGUUUUUCUUCCAUUUCUCUUUCGAUAUUCUGACCGUUUCUCAAAAGUGAUACGAGUCUGCAUUAAUUGUGUAUGUAUUGUGCUGAUUCGUAGAAAGUGUUACGGGAUUUUUGCUAGCAAUUCAGUUUUCGAAGAUAUUUUUUGAAUUUCUGUUUUUGAGUCUACUGGUUGUUGGUAAGGGUUGUAUUAAUUGAAAAAAAAAAAACAUUCUAAACAUAUUAGGUUGCCGGGGUUGGAAAUUUGAGAUUUUGGGCUUAGGGCUCGAAUAAAUCUUUUCCUUAAAAAACUGAUUACUGAUUAAGGGGACUUGUACUUGUCAAUCACAUGGCAGCAGGGAGGGAAAAUGUUCCGAGGAGAAGAGAAUCUUACAAAUAUAGUUCCAAUAAGGAAUUUGAUCAUUAUAGUAGUGGUUCUUUUGGCGUGGCAGUGCACCGGUCUAGCAGCCACCGACACGUCACAUAUAAGAAUGGUCGUAGAUCUUCUUCAGAUUUCGAGGAUUCAGGUCCUCAACGGAUUGAGUCUUAUGGUAAAAGAGAAGAGAGAGAGCAGGGUGAGUUUUAUGGAGAUAAUGGGAAAUAUGCACCUACAUCAAUCUUCAGGGAAGAAGACGGUGAAGUUGUGGACGGUGAAAAUGCUCAUGCACCACCAGAGAAGAGAAGAAAAAUUUCUCCAAUUGUAUGGGACCUAGCGGAGAAGGAAGUAAAAAUAUCUUCUAAGAACAGGAUGGCACAGGUGACUGCUUUGUCUCCCUCUUGUCUAUCUCAACUAAGCUCUCAUGGAGUUAAUGGUGUGUUUUAUGGCAUAGCUAUUAAUUCUGAGUCUCCAGCUGAUUUCUCUAGUGCAUUACCUCAAGGCGAUUCAGGCAAUAAUACUGAAUAUAUUGACCAGCCUGAUGGAAAACAUGUAAAAGGUUGGAAUAUCACAAUGUCAAGAUGGUUGUCUGAUGAUUAUUCCCCCAGGAAUGAUUCUGAUGAUGAUUACAUGCAUGGAAAAGAGGCAUCAAGCCCAGAAAGUGGUGAAUUCAAAUGUGGAAGUUCAGAAGGCAAAAAAACGAGAUCAUCAAGAAAUAGUGGAGGAGUUGAUUGCUGCCGCUCUUCGAGUAAAGAAGAUAAUGAUUCUGAAAAGGAGUUACUUGUGGACACUAUGGAUGAUGAUGAGGAAUAUAGUGAAACUUCUAAUGUUACUUACCCUUCAUCAGAUCCUGAAAAUAGUGGCAGUUUGGUACCAGUGCAGAGAAACAUCAGCAGCAUUCAGGGUUGCAGAAGUGUUUUAGAAUUUGAGAUGAUCAAGAAAAUAAAUGAAGGAACUUAUGGUAUUGUCUAUAAGGCUAAGGAUAAGAAGACUGGGGAAAUUGUAGCAUUAAAGAAGGUGAAGAUGAAUAUGGAUAGAGAUGGCUUUCCGUUGUCCUCUCUGAGGGAAAUAAAUAUUCUCUCAUUUAAUCACCCUUCUAUUGUGGAAGUUAAAGAGGUGGUUGUGGAUGAUUUUGAUGGUGUUUUUAUGGUGAUGGAAUAUAUGGAGUAUGACCUAAAAGGUCUGAUCCAGACGAUGAAGCGGCCAUUUAGUAUAGUUGAAAUAAAAUCCUUGAUGAUGAAACUUCUCAAGGGUGUCAAGUAUCUCCAUGACAAUUGGGUUCUUCACAGAGAUUUGAAGACAUCAAAUAUUCUGUUAAACAAAGAGGGUGAGCUGAAAAUAUGCGACUUUGGUUUAUCUCGUCAUUAUGGAAGCCCACUCAAGCCAUAUACUCCUCUUGUGGUUACUCUAUGGUACAGGGCUCCUGAGCUUCUGCUAGGUGCUAAAGAAUACUCAACAGCGAUUGACAUGUGGUCAAUUGGUUGCAUAAUGGCUGAACUAAUUGCAAAGGCCCCUCUGUUCAGGGGAAAAUCUGAAAUUGAGCAGCUUAAUAAUAUUUUCCAAACCCUGGGCACACCUAAUGAGAAAAUUUGGCCAGGAGUAUCCAAAUUAUCUGGAUUCAAGGCCAACUUUGUUAAGCAGCCGCACAAUGUGUUGCGGAAGAAGUUUCCUGCUGCAUCCUUCAUUGGAUCACCUGUUCUUUCUGAAGUGGGAUUUGACUUGUUGAGCAAGCUGCUAGCUUAUGACCCUGACAAGAGGAUAUCUGCCGAAGCUGCUCUUCUUCAUGACUGGUUCCAUGAAGCCCCUCUUCCUAAAUCUGACUUAAAUAUCACAUUACCUUCACAGCGUUGCUAGUACUGUAGGACAGGUACAUCUGCUGGCUGCUUGUGAGACAUCUUCAGGAACAGUGCUAUUUCUUUUUUCUCAUAAUUGUUUGUCUCACCAAGUUUAUGACUACAUGUGUAAAAAUUAAUGUGAUUACAAAGGACAGGGCAAUGAACUCUGCUAGACUUUUGGUUGACAUGGUUAGCAACGGAUUGAUGUUUAGAUGCUCGGGAAGGUGUGACCUUAUACUUCUUUCUUAAAAAAAAUGUUCAAUCCAAACUCAACGCGUUCUCCCUCCCCCCCACCCAAAAAAAAAAAAAAUGCAUUGUGUUUGCUAAAAGAUGCACAUAUAUUUCAGGAUUUUCUGUAGCAAAUGGUGAAUUUCUUGCGAUGGUGAUGUUCACAUUCUCUUUCCUUCUUAACAAUUUUCUAUCAAUGAGAUGUAUGUAAUCUAAGGAUUUAAUGGAUGUGUCAUUUCCUUUUUGGCCAUGCAAGAGUGAUAUUAUUUUUUAUCCUUUGCAUUUUUAUUUUAAGUUAAAACAAAUGGUUGUUACUUUUUGCGAAGUUAUCAUUACAAGGCAUUCCAGGGUUCAGUUCAUCGUGAACUUCUGUAGUUGUUUACUAUAUUGCCCAUUGUUGUUCGUGGAUUUAGAUUAUAUUUCUGAAGUGUCAUGAUGGAGAAGAUGGGUAAUGUCAUAAGGCGCAGAGCAAUAUUAUGUAACUUUUGCGCAUGAGGUAAAAUGCAAUGUCUUCCUCAUCCUUCCCUUGUAUAAUUCAACGAUAUUUAUACAGCAUCCCUUUUUGAGUUUUUCCUUAUCUAUUUCUACUUAGUGACACGUAGGUAUAAUGGUUGACUGCUGUUGCAGUCAGUAGGCUAACGUCUGGAUGGUGCGUUUGGAGUCUCUGUUUACUGAGGUAUGUAGUUUUUCUAAUCCUACAUCAGGGGCAUUACUUAAUAGCAUGUUCCCAGUUGGUACCAUAAUUAAUUUGACGCUUUGCUGUGAAGGUCCGUUGUUGCGAUAAUUUGAUUUGUGUAGAACAAUUGAAUAUCAGUUGAGAAGUCUUCCUUAUCAUAAAUGUUAUUGCCCGAAGGCUAAAUUCUGACA
Messenger RNA from Prosopis cineraria, 3509 nucleotides. Its product is annotated as cyclin-dependent kinase G-2. The record is from RefSeq and is a predicted model, not a curated record. Gene Ontology annotation, cellular component: nucleus. Gene Ontology annotation, molecular function: cyclin-dependent protein serine/threonine kinase activity; ATP binding. Gene Ontology annotation, biological process: protein phosphorylation; regulation of mitotic cell cycle. Lineage: Eukaryota; Viridiplantae; Streptophyta; Magnoliopsida; Fabales; Fabaceae.